UAAUACUCCAUUCCACGUACCUCGAAGUACAUAUAAAUGACGUUGAACCAGGUACCUUGAUCCAAGUCACUUUGUCCAUCGGAUGCUUUAAACCACUUCUCCUCUUUCCUCUUAUUUCUCUAGUUGUUCAAUGAGACAUUCUCUCCUUUUUGUUACAGCGAGAAGAACAACACUCUACGCCAACUCUUCCUCUGCCAUUGACCUCCACCACUUUUCCAACCUCACACCACUCGUCGGAUCUUACCCGAACCACAUCCGAGUCCUCCCCACCACCACUAACCGUCGAGUCCUUCGCCUUCACCUUCACCUUGCGACUGCCACCGCCGCCAUGUCGACCCGCGCCAGCAAGCGUCAAAAGAUGACCGAGUCCCCCUACCGUCUGAUCUACUGGCCCGGCAUGCCCGGCCGCGGCGAACACGUCCGUCUCGCGUUCGAGGCCACGGGAACCCCCUACGUCGACGUGACCAACCAGACCGACGAAGGCAUCCAAGCUCUCUUGACCAGGAUCGACAAGAAGAACCGGGGAGACCCUCACAACCCUCCCCUGUUCGCCCCUCCGGUCCUGGAACACGGAGACGUCAAAAUCUCCCAGACGCCCAACAUCCUGUUGUAUCUGGGUGGUCGGCUCGGUCUGGCCCCGUCCCCCGAGGACGACGUCAACGGGUACUACCACGUCAACUCCCUGACCUUGACCGCCCUGGACGGCCUGUCCAACGAGGCCCACGACGUCCACCACCCCAUCGCCUCCAGCCUGUACUACGAGGACCAAAAGGACGAGGCGCUCCGCAAGGCCAAGGACUACCGGGAGGUCCGCCUGCCCAAGUUCUUCGAGUACUUCGACCGUGUCCUCUCGAGCCCCGCCAGCGGGGGCGGGGAUUACCUCUACGGGGACAAACUGACCUACGCGGACCUGGUGCUCUUCCAGACCGUCGACGGCGUCUCGUACGCCUUCCCCAAGUGCGUCGCGAAGAUGAAGGAGGGAGGCGAGUACGAAAAAGUGUUUGCCCUGUACGACCGCGUCAAGGGUCUCGACAAGGUCAAGGCCUAUCUCGAAAGUGACCGGAGACAAAAGUACAGCAUGGGUAUCUAUCGACAUUACCCUGAAUUGGACGAGUGAUGGACCUGGGUACAAAGGUACAUGCUCAUGGUGACCUCUGGGAGAUGUGCAAGCUCAUGCAGAGACGAUCAAGAAUUGGGCUGGGUUUGCCUCGUUCAAAAUACGCAUGUAAAAGUCCACACAUAUAGCCACAAAAGAAUGAAAGCCGUUGCGUGUCCACA
This is a messenger RNA of Exophiala oligosperma, 1278 nucleotides long. RefSeq lists its product as uncharacterized. NCBI's taxonomy places the organism in Eukaryota, Fungi, Ascomycota, Eurotiomycetes, Chaetothyriales, Herpotrichiellaceae. Bases 131 to 1117 code for a protein of 328 amino acids. The record is from RefSeq and is a predicted model, not a curated record. Gene Ontology annotation, biological process: glutathione metabolic process. The transcript has a single exon. Gene Ontology annotation, molecular function: glutathione transferase activity.